Molecule: messenger RNA, 2984 nt
Organism: Syngnathus acus (greater pipefish)
Lineage: Eukaryota; Metazoa; Chordata; Actinopteri; Syngnathiformes; Syngnathidae
Gene: pparg
Product: peroxisome proliferator-activated receptor gamma
Exons: 9
Coding region: 110-1783 (557 amino acids)
Biological process (GO): regulation of lipid metabolic process; negative regulation of inflammatory response; negative regulation of transcription by RNA polymerase II
Cellular component (GO): nucleus
Molecular function (GO): RNA polymerase II cis-regulatory region sequence-specific DNA binding; nuclear receptor activity; zinc ion binding
Source: RefSeq, a predicted model, not a curated record
CGGAGCAAACGAGCCAAACUCGUUUAAUUAGAUUUACAUCGGCGGGACACAGUGACUGCCUGUUGUGUAAUUGUGUGCAAUCGGCGCUUCAACGGCGUCCCCGAGAUGUAUGCGAGGAGGAGGGGCAGAGGCUGACAAGAGGCCGGCAGUCGGAUCAGUGGAGGCGGCAACAACUGGGAGAAGCCACCGUGCAGACAUGGUGGACACCCAGCAGCUCCUUGCCUGGCCCGUGGGCUUCAGUCUAAACGCUGCCGAUCUGCCCGAGCUGGAUGACAGCUCCCACUCGCUGGAGAUGAAGCACCUGACCACGUUGGACUACGCCUCCAUCUCAUCCUCGUCCUCCUCCCUGUCGCCCUCGCUCAUGUCUUCCAUGACGUCCGUCGGCGUGGCCUAUGACCCCAGUCCACCGCAGGGCGACGACCACCUCACCAACCUGGACUACACCUGUAUGCACAGCUACAGGACUCAUGCAGACUUGCACAAUUCCAUCAAGCUGGAGCCAGAGUCACCCCCGCAACACACUGACAGUCCGCCACUCUCCAAGCUCCAGGACGACGCGUCUACAGCCGCUCUCAACAUCGAGUGUCGGGUGUGUGGAGAUAAAGCUUCCGGGUUUCACUAUGGUGUCCAUGCCUGUGAGGGAUGCAAGGGUUUCUUCAGACGCACCAUCAGGUUGAAGCUGGUGUACGAUCACUGCGACCUCCACUGUCGCAUUCACAAGAAAUCCCGCAACAAAUGUCAGUACUGUCGCUUUCAGAAGUGCCUGAACGUCGGCAUGUCACAUAACGCUAUUCGUUUUGGCCGGAUGCCCCAAGCCGAGAAGGAGAAACUACUAGCGGAGUUUUCGUCCGACAUGGAGCACAUUCACCCGGAGGCGGCCGAUCUGAGGGCCUUGGCCAAACAUUUGUACGAGGCCUAUCUCAAGUACUUCCCUCUCACCAAGGCCAAGGCCAGGGCCAUCCUCUCUGGCAAGACCGGAGACAAUGCGCCUUUUGUCAUCCAUGACAUGAAGUCUCUAAUGGAGGGGGAGCAGUUUAUCAACUGCAGGCAGAUGCCCAUUCAGGAACAUCAUCAGCAGAUGUCCCCUCCUUCCUCCACAAAUGGAGGUGCUCUUCUGGGGUCGGAGUACAGCUUCGUGGGAAUGACGAGCGUCACGGACCACGGAACGACUAACGCCGUCGAGCUGCGUUUCUUCCACAGUUGCCAGUCGCGCUCGGCCGAAGCUGUGAGAGAAGUGACGGAGUUUGCCAAAAGCAUCCCGGGAUUUGUCAACCUGGAUCUCAAUGAUCAGGUGACGUUGCUCAAGUACGGUGUGAUAGAGGUCCUCAUCAUCAUGAUGGCGCCCCUUAUGAACAAAGACGGCACCCUGAUCGCUUACGGACAAAUAUUCAUGACGCGGGAGUUCCUCAAGAGUCUCCGGAAGCCCUUUUGCCAUCUACUGGAGCCCAAGUUUGAGUUUUCCGUCAAGUUCAACACGCUAGAGCUGGACGACAGCGACAUGGCGCUCUUUCUGGCCGUCAUUAUCCUCAGCGGAGACCGUCCGGGCCUGUUGAACGUCAAGCCCAUCGAGCAGCUCCAGGAAACUGUGUUGCACUCCCUGGAGCUGCAGCUCAAAGUCAGCCAUCCGGACUCCCUGCAGCUGUUCGCCAAGCUGCUCCAGAAGAUGACCGACCUACGGCAGAUCGUCACCGACCACGUGCAUCUCAUCCAGCUGCUCAAGAAAACCGAGGUGGACAUGUUACUGCACCCGUUGUUGCAGGAGAUCAUGAAGGACUUGUAUUAGAAAUGCGAGGUUGCUACAAGAGACUAUUGAGAAAGAGACAAGGAGGAACGGGAAGGUCAAGAGUCUAGACUGUGCACACUCAUCCCUCCCGUGGUUCAGCCUUGCAAAACCGCAGCGUGCGGUUCGAAUCUGGACCCGAGAGAGUUCCGAUUGGCAGGCUGGAUGGACUUGCGCUGGGAGGGCAAAUGUAACUGUGAACUCCACAUGACGUGUUUGUUUGUCUGCGGUCUAUCUACACGCUUUCACACACAAAGCACGAGAAUUUCCAUGAUGUUCAUCGAUGUCAUCAAAUAUAACUUAAAAGGUGCCAUCUUGUCAGCUACAUCUGAGCGAUGAGACAAUCAGAUUGGUUACUGUCGCAUAUUUUCAGUGUCAGCUGACAAUCAAGAUGAACGUGUCGCUAUGUGCCUUUGGCUGCACAGUAUUAAGCAUACUGUACAGUGGAACCUUCAAUCUUGCUCUCGUUUCAGAACCACCAUUUUAAAAGGGAAAAAAAAAUCAAUUAUUGUAUUUAAAAAUAUGUUUGAUAUUAUUUAAAAUAUAUGUUUAUAAUGGCCUUUAUUAUCACGCUCUACUGUAUUGUAUGAAAGCAUGCCAAAGUAUCAAAAUCAAACAGAAUCUAAACCGUUAACAGUAUUUGCAUUAAUAGUUUAUACUUCGAUUUAUUUGACAUUGUGCUGCUCUUUCUGGGGGUUGGACACGGGGAGCAAUAUAAUACAAACAGGUGCCUUGAGAUACAAGUGACUUGACUUACAAGUUUUUUUACAAUGUGAUACAAAGAUGACAUCAGAAGAUGCAUUGAACAGGAGGAGAUGGCGGAGUGAUUUUGAGCAAGCAGUAGGAAAAGUCGAACUGUGACUUCCUGGUUGGCUGAUACGUACAGUAAGUGCCAAGAAAACUAAGUGCAGUGUGAAAAGGCUUCUUAGAUUGAAGUCAUAAUAUAUUUGCACACCAUUACAGCUUGAAUUUUGUUGUUUGGCUUCUGGGGUUUCAACUUUGGAGGUUCCACUGUUCAUAUAUAAAACAUAUUGUUUAAUAUUCCAAUUUAUAUGGAUGCAGUUUUUUGUUCAAAUUAGUUUUGACUCAAUGCAGAGUUUCAACCGUGCCUUGUCGAUCGAUUGUUGUGAUGUUUUCUUUAAGAUACAAACACAGAUAAAGGGAUUUGAUUGGUUGUUGUAAAUAAAUCAAGAUUAUAUUCUAA